Messenger RNA from Apus apus (common swift), 4946 nucleotides. RefSeq names its product sterile alpha motif domain containing 9 like (gene SAMD9L). Gene Ontology annotation, cellular component: cytoplasm. The record is from RefSeq and is a predicted model, not a curated record. The transcript is spliced from 2 exons. Gene Ontology annotation, molecular function: protein binding. NCBI's taxonomy places the organism in Eukaryota, Metazoa, Chordata, Aves, Apodiformes, Apodidae. Bases 95 to 4876 code for a protein of 1593 amino acids.
UCAGCUGAAUUCUAGCUGUUGGGUUUCCUGCUUGAACAACACAAGUAUAUUGAACAGCUGUAGGAAAAAAACCUGCAGAACAGAGCAUUUACAAAUGGAAAAUGCAAGCACUGAAAUAAAUGAGAAAUCCUAUUCAUAUCAACAUCUUGAACAGUGGACAAAAGAGGAAGUCCAACAAUGGGCAACUGAGGUUGUAAAGAUUGACCAGAAAUAUGCAGAAAUCCUGUUUAAAGAAGACGUGAGAGGUGUUUCUUUGAAAGUGAUGACUAAAAAAGAUUUAUUGGAAAUGGGCAUACCUCAUGGGCCUGCUCUUCAAAUAAUGCAUUUCCUGAAACAGCAUGGCAUUCCAGCUAAAGGCUCAAACCAGGCUGUGGAAGAAGAAGGCAGUGAACAGAAUCUCAAUGGAGAAGAAGAUGGAGAAAUUGCAAAGAAAGAGUGCAAGAAGAAAUACGUAUCAUUUAAUUCCAAUACGCUACAGGACUCCGAGACAGAGCCCAUAGAAGACCAAAAAGCAAUCAAGUCAUCUGACAAAGAGAAUGUAUCAGAGGAGGCACUGUCAAGCACCCAGCACCCAACUGGAAAGAUGUGUAUGCCAUAUCCUUUUGAUUAUUUCAGGGACGGUACUCGAUACAUACAGCAUAAUAUUCUUAAUGUCCCUGAAACAGGGCCACUCAAUCUCAUUGAUCCAGCACAUGAAUUCAAAUCACUUACCAACACAGAGAAUGUACCAGAAGAGGAUAUCAUGAUGAAAUUUAGCAAUGAAGUCUUUAGAUUUGCUGCAGCCUGCAUGAACUCCCGCACAAAUGGCACUAUUCAUUUUGGAGUAUGUGACAAUCCACAUGGUCAAAUUGAAGGAAUACGAGUUACCAAGAAAGAAGCAUACAUUGACCAUUUGAAUAAAUCACUCAGAAAGUACUUUAAUGAGCAACACACUGACAUUGCAAAAGUUUGCAUCAGAGAACCUAGAUUUGUGGAAGUAUUAUUACAAGAUGGAACUUCAUCACAUAAGUUUGUCAUUGAAGUAGACGUGAUUCCCAAAUACUACAAAUGUGAUGCAAAAUAUUUUCCUACCAACACGUACGAAAUUAAGAGUAAGAGGUGGAAAAAAGCUGUCUACAUCCGGGAUGGAGCUAGUUCCAAAAAUAUUCAUAAUACAAAAGAAUUUGAAACUUUUAAAAGUAACUUGACAUCUUUAGCAACUUCUCGUAAAAGUGCAGAGGAAGAACAUAACUUAAAGCGAAAGAAGCCAAUGGAUGAAGGACCAAAGCUAGUUAGUCUGCUCACAGGUAACAGAGACUCACUGGAUAGCUCUUAUUAUGACUACUACAUUUUGGUAACAAACAAGUGCCACCCAAGUCAAACUUCACACUUUGACUUUUUACAGGAAAUAAAAUGGUUUGCUGUGCUUGACUUUGAUUUUGAAUCAGAAGUGAAUGGUGUGCUCAAGACUUACCAAAAAAAUCGAAAUGCCAGACUUCACUUUCCGUAUCAUUAUGAAAACAAGAUGGGUUCAGUUUCUGAUCACGCUGAAAAGCUGAAACUGCAUCAGGAGACCAACUGGAUUUUCUGCAAUGGUGGAUCAGACUUCAAAGGCAAUAAGGAAAUACCACUUGAUCCCAUUUCAUGGCAACGAGACAGAGCUGCUGAUGUCAGAAAAAUGAUUUCAUUUCUUUCACACAAAGAUGUAAAGCACAAUGGAAAGUUCUUAACAGUGUUUCUUUUACUUUCCAAAGUGGAACAUUCAUCAGAUCCCUUUAUUGAGACUUUUGUGACAUUUUACCAAGAAUUAAAGGGACUAGAUUACAUGGUCUGCAUUUGCAUUGGUCCAGAUACAUACAAGCGAUGGAAUGAUCUUCUGCACACUAGAGGCAUUAGUGAGGAAGCACUUUCUGAUAAAUGUGUUUCUAAUUUAAGCCUGCAAAUGGUAAAUGGUACCAUCAUAAAAUCAAAAUCAGUGACACAGUCUUCUGAAAGGCUUCUGCCCUCUGUUGGUCUUUCUACUGUUCUUUUAAAGAAGGAAGAAGACUCCAUGGCAGCAUUGGAAAUACUUUGUGAAAAUGAAUGCAAAGGCACAGAAAUAGAGAAGGAUAAAGAUAAAUUUACAUUUUUCAUUAAAAAGCAGGAAGAAGAUUUUUAUCGAGGUAGUAAAGUAUCAUGGUGGAAUUUCUAUUUUUCUUCAGAAAAACAUACUUCAGAUUUUGUCAGAAGGGACAGUUAUGAAAAGCUUGCAGACCUAAUAGUGUCUUCAUCUAACAACACUAAUCAGUCACCUGUAAAAAUUAUCAACCUCUACCACCACCCAGGCUGUGGUGGGACAACAUUAGCUAUGCAAAUCCUUUGGAAUCUCCGGAACAAAUUCAGAUGUGCUGUUCUGAAAAACAAAGCAAGUGAUUUUGGAGCACAGGUGACAACUUUACUCACCUGCGGAGCAAACAAUGACACAGGCUAUUUACCAGUGUUACUUCUUGUGGAUGAUUUUGAAGAGCAAGAAUAUGUUGAUUGUCUGCAGAAAGAAAUUGAGUUGGCUAUAACAGAAAAAUACAUUCCUUAUGUAAACCCUUUAGUGAUCAUUCUAAACUGCAUGAGAUCUCAGAAUCCUGAUGAAAGUUCAAGAAUAAAUUCAUUGAACAGUGUUUCUUUAAAACAUAUGCUUUCUGAAAAAGAGCAAAGGGCUUUUGAUCAGAAACUAAAAUCUAUUGAGAAGGUGCAUUCAAAUCCUGACAAUUUCUAUGCAUUUAUGAUUAUGAAGCAAAACUUUGACUCACAGUACAUAGAAAAAGUGGUAAAACAUACCUUGCUUAACUUCAAUACUGCCUCUAAACCAGCACAACUUGUUUGCUAUCUAAUGCUGCUAAAUGCAUAUGUAAGAACAUCUGUGGUUUCAAUAUCACUAUGUGAAGAAUUCUUAGGAAUUAAUUCUCAAGAGAUUGGCUGCAGUAAAGAUAAAUUGAUAGAAAAGAUGGGAAUUUGCUCCAAUAUUCUAAUAUAUUGUCAGGUACAUGAAUACUCGAGAUACAAAGCUCUUCGUAUCAUUCACCCGUUGAUAGCGUCUCAGUGCCUAACAGAACUGAAAGUAACCUGUGGCUUGCCUAAAAGUGAAAUUACAUUGCAGUUACUGAAAGAAGAUUUAUUUUGUAAGACUUCACCAAAGCAAGACAAACUUACUCACGACAUACAAUCCCUGCUAAUUACUAGACAGCGCAAGGAGCAUGGCGAUGAGUCAGACACAUUGUUUUCUCCCUUAAUUGAAGCCAUUCAUACAGAAGAGAAGAGGGGUAAAGUACAGAAUGUGUUAAAACAGGCAUCUGCUAGAUUUAAGGGAAAUGGUUUCAUUUGCCAAGCCUUAGCAAGAUACUUCUAUAUUAAAGAAAAGAAUUUUGACUUUGCAUUACAGUGGGCUAAAGAAGCCAAACAAAGGGCACCAAACCAUUCAUUCAUAUCAGAUACAUUAGGUCAAGUCUUUAAAAGUAAGCUAAAACGACAAUGUGUAGAGUUGAAAGCAAAGAGUGCAGUCCUGACAGCUGAGGACCUGGAAUACUUUCUAGAGCUUGCUGAGAAAGCUUCACAGGCUUUCAGAGAAUGUCAGCUGCAAGCUGAAUGUGCACAAAAUGAACAUUUGCAGCAUCAAAAGCUUAAAAGAAAGAUUCAACCAUACAAUACUGCUGGUUAUCUGGGAGAGAUAGAAACUGGUCUUUACGUUCUUGAUGUACUUUACCAUAUUCCUUUUUUCAGCAAAGAAGACUACCAGUGUAGAAAAAAUAUGACAAAUUAUCUAUCAGGAGAUAGUGUUUUGAAAGCAGAUAACCCUAACAAAGAGAGUAAAAUGUUCAAGGUUCUGGAACAUUAUUCCAGCUUUCUAAGUAAUUUGCAAUCACGGUUGAAAAGGGCAUUUGAUUUUUUUGAAAGCUAUUUUGUGUUUUUCAAAACACAGACAAAUGAAAAAGAAAUUGUAGAAGAUAAAAUGUAUAAGAAGGUUCAAGAAUGUUUUAACAAAUACAGAGAAAUAUUUUGUAAUUUUGAUUUGGAGCAACUGAAAAGUAAACAGGUGUCAAAGUUGUCCAUGUCUCAGCAUAUAAAAGUAUACAGGGACACUAUGGAGGCUUCCAAAGCAGACUCAUUUUCUGGCAUUUUGGGAUACCUCCACAGAAAUCACAAAAAUGCUGGCAAAGAACUAGAAGACAUAGCAGAAGCAUAUGCAUUUUUGUGUGAGGAGAAUGGACAAGCAACUCUGAAAGACAAACAGAAUUUUAUUUUGUCCAAUAUUGUUCUAAACUGCAUUAAACCUAAAUCCACCAAGUUACGUCCUUUUAAAGAGCUGAGAAGUCUGCUUCUAAGCAUUCUAGAAGAAGUGGAACCAAAUUCACAGUGUGUGGAGCCUUUCUUCCUAGCCUCCCUAUUGUUCUGGCCCAAAGACAGCAAAAAUCUAAAUGAGGAUUCCAGAAAAAUUGAAACUUCUAUAAGCCGCUUAAGUGAAUCUUUCAAAGAGCUCUAUGGAACCCUGAAUCGUUCCAGGGAGCCUGUAGCUUUUUUCUAUCUGACAAAAGGCAGUGGCCUAAACAGAUUUGUUCACAAAGAAAAAAUAGAUGAGCAUUUUAGUUCACUUUCAGAACAGGAACUGAAUUCCCUGUGGCAGACUGGAAACAUCUGGAAGGAACAGGCUGUCAAAGAUCUUUUGCUUACUUUGGAUGGAAGAGCUGAGGGUAAAGUUAUCUAUAUAGACUGUGGCAGCAACGAAACCUUUAGGAUACCAGCACAGCCUGUUCCCUCAUGCCUAUUGAAAAAUGGCCCUAACAUAAAAAGGGUGUCUUUUUACCUUGGGUUUUCCAUUGCUGGCCUCCUGGCAUACAACGUACAAAGUCUGUCACUAAAGCAAUAACUAUUGCAGUUUCUCAAUGACAAGGCUUUUACAGGCAAAAUUAUCCUUUAACUGGUUUUCAGUUUGGCUU